AUGAAAGAGUGUAGUGCGCAAAUCUCUGUUCCACUUUCAAUCAUUUUUGAAAAAUCUAUUGGGUCUGGUAAAUUACCAAAGGAUUGGAAAACAGCUAGAAUUGUUCCAGUUUUUAAGAAAGGAUUAAGAACUACAGCAGGAAAUUAUAGACCUGUAAGUUUAACUAGUAUACCUUGUAAGAUAAUGGAAUCUCUUAUAAAAGACAAGAUGUGGGCUCACCUAAAAGAAAACAACCUUCUAUCCUGGAAUCAACGUGGCUUUAUGACUGGAAAAUCAUGUCUCACAAACCUACUGGAGUCCUUUGAGAUCAUCACCAAAGAGCUUGAUAGUGGGAAUGAUGUUGAUAUUCUAUAUUUAGAUUAUCAAAAAGCCUUUGAUUCGGUGCCACAUAAAAGAUUGAUCCUGAUGUUGAGUGCUUAUGGAUUUGAUGGUAAAUUGAUAAAGUGGUUGAAAAACUACUUAUGUGAUAGAACACAAACGGUAUCUGUUAAGAAGUGA
Molecule: messenger RNA, 498 nt
Organism: Anneissia japonica
Lineage: Eukaryota; Metazoa; Echinodermata; Crinoidea; Comatulida; Comatulidae
Exons: 1
Coding region: 1-498 (165 amino acids)
Source: RefSeq, a predicted model, not a curated record